AUGGCCGACGAGGCGCUGGCAUCGGUGAUGGCCUUCACGGGCGCGACCGAGCCAGUUGCCCGCCACCUUCUCCAGCUGAGCGACAACGACACGAUGCAAGCCUGUCAGCUCUUUUUUGAGCAGCCCGACAUUGUCAGUUCGCUUAACGCCGCGAGUAGCUCGACGGGACCUUCCUCGACGGGACCUUCCUCGACCGCCGCACCCGCCCAGUCUUCACGCUCGAGAUCUGCCGGAAGAGAAGAUGCCCAGGGCGUCAUUCACAUUGACGAAAGCGACGAUGAAGGUGAUGUGCAGAUGGGCGGAACACCAGGGCCCCGGGCGGCUUUGGAUGACGACUUUGAGGCGUCGGGGGCGGCCGCGGCCGCGAGGUCGGCGCAGGAAGAUGAGGACGCGGCAAUGGCGCGUCGUCUACAGGAAGAACUCUACGGCGCCGGCGGAGCUGGAGGCUCGGCUGGGCUUGGCGAUGACGAGGUGCGCGCCCCGAUCGGGCGGACAACGGAGACGUUGGUCGCGCCGGAGUUUGGAGGCCUUUCUGGUGGCAUGUACGCGGGAGGUGAAGAAGACGAAGCCGACGCAGAAGCAUUUCUUGAGGAGAUGCGGCGGAGAAGGCGCGAGCAGCAGGCCUCAGGAGCCUAUCGUGCUACUCGGUCAGAAAACCCCGCCAAUCCUUUUUCGCAGUCUGUUUGGGAUGAAGGUCCUCCGGGCAGGGCUGGCGGGUCAGCUGGGGCGCAGUCUGCAACUAGCAGAAGGCUGGCAGAAUUGUACAGACCGCCGCGGGAGAUCCUUACACACCUCGACUGGGACGACACAAGAGACGAGGGCAAGGAUCAAAAGAAGUGGAUCCUCGUCAACCUCCAAGACAUGGCCGAUUUCCGCUGCCAGAUGCUGAACCGAGAUGUGUGGAAAGACGAAGGUGUGCAGCAGAUCAUCCGGGAGAAGUUUUUAUUUCUGCAAUACGACAAGGAUCUCGGUAAUGCACGGCAGUUCAUUCAGCUUUACCUGCCUAACGAGCAACACCUCAACUCGGAUAUCUACCCGUACAUUGCAGUUGUUGAUCCUCGAACUGGCGAACAGAUGAAAGUAUGGUCCGGGCAAGAUUGCCCGACGGCAGCUACCGAUUUCAAGGAGAAACUUGAGGACUUCCUGGAAAGAUAUAGGUUCUCAGGCAAGAACCCCGUGGCGACCACGAAAGCACCCAAGCGCGUGGUCAAGGAUGUCGACCGCAUGACAGAGGACGAGAUGCUCCAACUAGCGAUGCAGAAUAGUCUGGCGACGGCCAAUAAUGGGUCUGGGGAGUCUUCCUCGCGGCCAAGCAUUCAAGACCCGGACGAGCUCACAAAGUCGACUGGUUCGUCCGACAAAGGGAAAAACAAGGCUGUCGAGGAACAGACACCGGCGGCCCCACCAGCAGACGAGCAGCAAGACUCGGCUUGGGCCAAGAUAGCCUCGGAUCGACCACAUUCGGAGCCUGCAGCAGGCACUGCGGGAGUCACGCGUAUCCAAUUCAUGAGCCCGAGCGGCAAGGUGGUACGACGAUUUGCUGUCACGGAUCCGGUGCGGCGGUUGUACGAGUGGUUAAAAGCGGAGCCGCUUGGCGGAGAAGAUAAGGCUGGCGUCGAGUUUGAGAUAAAGCGCGUCCCUCAAGGAACGGAUCUCAUUGUGGAUCUGGACAAGACGAUAGAGGAGGCAGGUAUCAAACAGUCGUCUCUCGCAGUGGAGUUUGUGGGGUGA
Molecule: messenger RNA, 1731 nt
Organism: Pyricularia pennisetigena
Lineage: Eukaryota; Fungi; Ascomycota; Sordariomycetes; Magnaporthales; Pyriculariaceae
Exons: 2
Coding region: 1-1731 (576 amino acids)
Biological process (GO): proteasome-mediated ubiquitin-dependent protein catabolic process
Cellular component (GO): nucleus
Molecular function (GO): ubiquitin binding
Source: RefSeq, a predicted model, not a curated record